This is a messenger RNA of Pimephales promelas (fathead minnow), 1887 nucleotides long. The record is from RefSeq and is a predicted model, not a curated record. Lineage: Eukaryota; Metazoa; Chordata; Actinopteri; Cypriniformes; Leuciscidae.
AUGGUAGGUGUGUUAUGUCUAUUGGGCUUUGGCCACGUACCUGAUUCAGUUGAAUAUCUGGGUCAUGUGAUUGAUGCUGAUGGACUGCACAAGGCACCUUCAAAAGCAAGAGCCGUACUAGAGGCUCCAGCACCACAGAACACUAGUCAGCUCCGCUCAUUUAUAGACCUUCUAAAUUACUAUGGAAGAUUCGUCAAUAAAUUGGCCACAUUGUUGAAACCAUUGCACCAACUUCUGUGUCGUAACCAGUCGUGGAAAUGGACACAGCAGUGUGAGACCACUUUUCAAGAAGCUAAGAAAGCUCUGGUGAAGUCCGGUGUGCUAACCCAUUUUAAUCCAAAGCUUCCCCUGCAGUUAGCCUGUGAUGCAUCACUGUAUGGGGUGGGAGCUGUGAUUUCCCACAUCAUGCCUUCAGGAGAGGAAAGGCCAAUAGCAUUUGCCUCACGCACGCUGAACAAAGCAGAGAGCAAAUAUGCGCAAAUUGAGCGAGAGGCUUUGGGAAUCAUUUUUGGUGUUCGGAAAUUUCACCAGUAUCUGUAUGGCAGGCAGUUUAUACUGCUAACUGAUCACCGGCCUUUAACCACUAUUCUUGGGCCACACACAGAAGGACACGUGCCUAAGGACACCAUCAAUUUGAAGCCGUACCUGUCUAGGAAGAAUGAACUGUCAUUUCAUUCAGGAUGUCUUCUCUGGGGACAAAGAGUCAUCAUUCCACCCUCGUUGAGAAAAUCAGUCCUCCAGCAGCUCCAUGUGGGCCAUUGUGGUAUUGUGCGAAUGAAGGAAGUAGCUCGGAGUUAUUUUUGGUGGCCUGGUCUGGAGGGGGACAUUGAGGGAAAAGGAAAGUCAUGUCCGUCCUGCCAGCAAGUGAUAAAUGACCCUCAAUUGGCUCCAUUACACCCUUGGGACUGGCCAGAAACUCCUUGGCAGCGUGUACAUGUGGAUUUUGCUGGUCCAGUCGAAGGGAAGAUGUUGUUAAUAGCGGUGGAUGCCCAUAGCAAGUGGCCUGAAGUUGUUGUUAUGCACUCGACGACUGCCGAGAAAACAGUAGUGAAACUGGGAGAGAUGUUUAGCCGUUUUGGCUACCCGGAACAGCUCGUCAGUGAUAAUGGGCCCCAGUUUACAUUGCAAGAAUUUGCUGUGUUUUUACAACGAUGUGGGGUACAACACAUUAAAUCAGCUCCGUACCACCCAGCCACAAAUGGUCUUGCAGAGAGGAUGGUUCAAACCAUCAAACACGCCUUAAAGACAUCACAAAGACAAGGGAGCCUACAGCAGCGCCUGAAUGAGUUCCUGUUGUCUUACCGAAAUACCAGCCAUGGGACAACAAAGGUUUCUCCAGCUUCUCUGAUGUUGAAGCGUUCACUGCGCUCUGGAUUUGUCUUACUGAGACCUUCUACUGUCAAAGAGGUGGUAGCGCGUCAGCAACAAAAGCAGUUUCAUAGAAGAAACAUGAAGGCUAAAAGCAGACUGUUCCAUCCUGGACAAAAUGUUCUGGCACGCAACUAUACUUCAGGAUCAAAGUGGGUACCAGCGACAGUGAUCGCUCAAACCGGCCCAGUGUCAUAUACUGUACUAACAUCUGAUAAGCUUACCUGGAAAAGACACUUGGAUCAGCUUUUGCUGGGAUCUGCUACUGAGGUGGAGUCUGCUGUUGUCACACCUACUGUUUGUUCGGACUAUCCAAUGGUUCCAGAAGUGACUGUGGAUACACCACUUACACCAGAAAAAGGACCUGCGCCACCCGAGACUGAAAACAGUCCGCAGAAGCAGAACUUGGAAAAACAACCAGACUCAGGAUCCAACAUAUCUGUUUCGGAGUCCAUGACAAAUGCAGAACGCCGUUAUCCCACUAGGGAAAGACGCCCACCUGAAAGACUUGACUUGUAG